CGCAAACUCAGUGAGCGCUGACUGGUUACUGUAUUCCCUCCUCAUUUCAGUGUAAGAUGGUGGUAAAAAUCUGCUACCUAGGUAAACAGUAAAACUGAGUAGGGAAACAUCUAAUCAAUUUUGAACAUCUGAGCUGUGGAGUAGUGCUCAUUCCAAACUAUCAGAUAGGCACAUCUGAUCAGUUGAAAGGCAGAAACCCCCGCCUAAACUAGAGUGAAUAUCCCUUGGAGUGGAAUCCCUGCAAUACAGGACCAGCUAGUAGAACCCUUCGGCCGACUUGCCAGAGACUCUCCCGAACUUGCAGUACGAUAGGAUGUCCCGCAGUCCCGAGCUGAAAGAAGACCCCAUGGAGUGCCCACUGUGCAUGGAACCGCUUGAGAUUGACGAUGUCAACUUCUUCCCCUGCACCUGCGGCUACCAAAUCUGCCGCUUUUGCUGGCACCGCAUCCGCACAGACGAGAACGGCCUCUGCCCUGCUUGCAGAAAGCCUUAUCCGGAGGAUCCGGCAGUAUACAAACCACUGUCACAAGAGGAGAUCCAGAGGAUAAAGAAUGAGAAAAAGCAGAAGCAGAACGAAAAGAAGCAGAAGGUAACAGAGAACCGCAAGCACCUAGCCAGUGUCCGUGUAGUGCAGCGGAACCUUGUAUUCGUCGUGGGACUUUCUCAAAGACUUGCAGAUGCGGAGGUUCUAAAACGCCCGGAAUAUUUCGGAAAGUUCGGCAAAAUCCAUAAAGUGGUCAUCAAUAACAGCACAUCAUAUGCAGGUUCACAGGGUCCUAGUGCCAGUGCCUAUGUAACUUACAUUCGUUCAGAGGACGCCCUUAGAGCAAUACAGUGUGUGAACAAUGUAAUAGUGGAUGGUAGAACACUCAAGGCUUCUUUAGGUACAACAAAGUACUGCAGUUAUUUUCUCAAAAGCAUGCAGUGUCCUAAACCGGACUGCAUGUAUUUACACGAACUAGGGGAUGAAGCGGCUAGUUUUACAAAAGAAGAAAUGCAGGCUGGGAAACAUCAAGAGUAUGAACAAAAAUUACUCCAAGACCUUUACAAAGCAAACCCCAACUUUUUACAAACCUCAACAUGUGGGGAGAAGUCGAAGAGCAAACCCAACUCCACUCAGAGACCCAAUAGUACCAAUAAAGAAGGGUGGCCCUUAUUACAGAACUAUGGGAAAAUGGUUAACGGUUUAACCACAGAGCAUCGCAAAUCCCCUCCUCUUUUAGACUGCCUAACAGACUCAGACCACAUGACUCCAGACGAACCAGACCCUGAACAGGGAACAGAACAGAACACAGGCCUUCCACCCUUCCCAUCAGCCUUAGAGCCUACCAGUCCAAUUGGCAAACCAUCAGAACCCAUAAAUAUAGGAAACGGGGAAAAUAUAUCACAGACAUCCAGUAGCGAUUCCCCAUCUCCUCCACCUGGCUUUACUAAACCCAGCCUCGUUGUGCCCAUCAGCGUGGCCGAACUCACAGCUCGCUCACCCUUCGAGGGGGCGGCAGCAGAGUCUCAGUCUCUUUUCUCAGACAACAGCAAUUUCAGACAUCCCAACCCCAUCCCCAGUGGCCUGCCCCCUUUCUCCAGUUCACCACAGGGAGCCUCCGACUGGCCCAUGACUCCAGAACCACAGAGCCUUUUCAGCUCAGACACUAUCCCAGUGUCGUCCUCCACUGAUUGGCAAGCGGCCUUUGGUUUUGGCUCUUCGGCCAAGCAGCAGCAGCAGCAGGACGAUGACCUCGGCUUCGACCCAUUUGACGUCACACGGAAGGCCCUGGCCGACCUCAUAGAGAAAGAGUUGUCAGUCCAAGAGCAUUCCCCCCUCUCUCCCAACCCCUCUUCCCACCAGACCAGCCUCCCCAACGGCCAACAGCACCUUCCUCACCUCCAGCACAGAGGCCUCUAUAACUCAUUUAGCCUGCCCCAACACAUGGCCGCACGCCACCCCUGGAUGGGCCUUCCCACCCGCAAUAACCUCACACACUUGAACCACACGGCCUCAGCUGCGCACAGCCAUUUCUUAGACCUGAGCAUGCCGGCCCAGCACCACAGUAUCGGCCUUGGGGGGAUUCCUAUAUCAGAAAACAAUGGUUCUGUGGAAAGCAUAAAUGUGAAAGAGUGGCAGGACGGACUGCGCGCGCUCCUACCAAAUAUCAACAUCAACUUCGGAGGCCUCCCGAACUCUACCUCUUCCUCCUCCUCGUCCUCCACUUCCAGUGUGAACCACAUCGGGGUGCCGGUAGGCUCGGCUGGAAUCUCGCACAGCCUCAUCUGGGAAAGUACGGCCAGUUGGAUGGACCCCGCCAUCAUCACAGGUAUCCCAGCAUCCACAGGCAACAGUUUCGACUGUCUCCAGGAUGACAAUCCGCCACACUGGCUCAAGUCGCUGCAGGCGCUCACAGAGCUGGACGGACCGCCCAGCUCCAGCGCACUCCCACAGCCCCCGCACACCAGCCUCCUGGACGCGGCCGCCCAACUGUCCUUACACAGAGCCGCCUGGGCCCCUUACCUCCCUCCUCCCACACUCACCCCAAAUCAGUUCCACUCCCCACCUCCAGGUUUUCAAACAGCCUUCAGACCCCCAGCGCAGACGGCCACAGACAUCCUACAGAGUGCCGGUAUUGACCGUCACUAAAGACAACCUUCUCUCAAUUUAACUGCAUCACAAAUAUGAAACUGCAAAUAUACCCCUUCCAUUAAUAACGUAACAUAAGCUCUUGUCUUUCUACCCUUUCCCUCUCCAUCCCUUCCCCAUCAGGAUUUGUUUGUCUGUUGACAGUUUUUUUGAAGGCACACAUAUGAUGAGCACCAUCAGUGCAGGGUAAUGGUUGAGACAGAUACUGAGGGUCCUAACACAUAUUCACACACACCUUCACAUAUGAUUCUGGGGGAAAAUAAGUGUCUGACACUGAAAUGUGCAGAGGAAACCGUGAGCACUGACGUGUACAUGUGACUAACAAUGGCUAAACAGAAUGUGCUU
This is a messenger RNA of Sinocyclocheilus grahami, 2977 nucleotides long. Its product is annotated as CCR4-NOT transcription complex subunit 4-like. Gene Ontology annotation, cellular component: CCR4-NOT complex. The record is from RefSeq and is a predicted model, not a curated record. The transcript has 13 exons. Lineage: Eukaryota; Metazoa; Chordata; Actinopteri; Cypriniformes; Cyprinidae. The coding region runs from base 314 to 2632 and encodes 772 amino acids. Gene Ontology annotation, molecular function: ubiquitin-protein transferase activity; metal ion binding; RNA binding. Gene Ontology annotation, biological process: protein ubiquitination.